CAAAAGGUUCCUGGUUUACCCACGCGGUGCUUUGCUAGCAAAACUAAAAAUUGAAGCUCUUUAGACCAAUCUUGUGUAUAUUACUCUUAGUGUUUUGAACGUAAUUCUGUUUACCUAUCUACUGGUUCAUUUAAACGUAAAUUGCUUAAAUGAGCAAAUGUGUUACAUUGAUACUGCACUAGGCUAAUCUCCCGGAGCAUAAACUCACUAAUCUCGACGGAGAAAGAAACUGGUGAAAGGAGGCAAAGAAGCUUGAAGAAUGAAAGAAGAGGAUGAUAUUACAGUGAAACAAGAGGAUGAUAUUACAGUGAAAGAGGAAUAUGGGAACGAGGUUGUCAAAGUGGAAAAAGGGGUAGGAGCUUUCAGAAUCAAAAAGGAGAAAGAACCUUUUGGAGUAAAAGAUGAGGAUCUCUCAAUAAAAGAGGAAGACGAGACCGAACAUCCGAUUACCACCAGAGAGAGACAUGACAAUCGUGGAUCCUCUGGGGAGCCUCAACAACCUCAUGAAGCUGAAGAGGCAGAGAAGAGUCUCUCCAGAUCAGAACACCAGAUGGACAACGCUAGCCCAUCCUCCCUCCUGGAGUCCCAGUGUCGUGCCUCUCCCGGGAUGAAGAGGUUGUCUCUGCUGCUGGUGGACUGCAAGAAAACAACGGGGCUGAGUGGAACUGUGAGAGGAGGAGAGAAGAACGGAUCAGAUUUGACACAUAAAAAAAUUGAGAAUGACACAGAAGGAAUGGAUGAGGACUCUGUGAGUGAUCUGAGUUUUGAUUCCAGCGAGGAUGAAAUGUUUUUGGAAGAAGAUCCACUUUCCGAUCAUGGCACUGACCCCAACUGGGAGCCCCCAGUGCCAACUUGUCCAUCCCCCUCUGAAGCUGGUUCAUCCUCUGGCUCCACACCUCCCGGGCCGUCUAGAGGACCGACAAAGAAGCGGAAGAGGGGAAGUGUGCCAUCCACUAACAGAGGGACAGAAUGGCGUUGGCACACCGUCCUAGAAGACGAUGUGGAGCCACCCCAACCAACCUUUAGGCCGAAAAGGAAGCCAGGACCUCAGCUAAACAUGACUGCUACGUACAGCCCCCUUCAGCUUUUUCAGCUGUUCUUCACCCAAUCUGUUGUGGAGUCGCUCGUGUCUAACACAAAUAAGUAUGGGAAGAAGAAGCAAGCAGGCAAAACGGCAGCAUGGAAGCCCAUAUCCACGGCAGACUUUUUCUGCUACCUCUCACUGGUCAUCUACAUGGGGCUGGUGAGGCUGAAAAGCCUGAGGGACUACUGGAAAACAUCAUCUCUCUACCAACUGCCUUUCCCCUCGACUGUUAUGUCCUGCAAAAGGUUUCUGGAUCUCUCACAGGCGCUUCACAUCAGUGACCCAAAGGUUGAUGAAGAGAAUGAGAAGAAGAGAGGCACAGCGAGGUUUGAUACACUGUGCAAAAUCAAACCUCUCUACCACAGCAUUGUCGGGGCCUGCAAGACGUACUUUCAGCCAGCCCAGAACGUGUCAAUCAAUGAGAGGAUGGUGGCCUCAAAGGACAGCAUUGGCCUCCAACAGUACAUGAGAAACAAACCAACCAAGUGUGGUCUCAAGCUGUUUGUGUUGGCUGACUCUGCGUGUGCCUACACGUGCAAUUUCUUGGUCUACGAGGGGAAGAACAGUUUUGGUUAUGGUAAGGAACUCAGCUAUGCCUCUGUAAUGGUGUUGUUGGAUUUUCAACUGCUCGGGAAGGGCUACAAACUGUUUGUGGAUAACUUCUACACAAGCCCUGCCCUGUUUGCAGACCUGAGGAAGCGGGGAGUGUGGGCUUGUGGCACCAUUCGUACCACCAGGGUGGGCUUCCCGAAGACGAAGGUGGACGACAUGCCUAAGCGGGCUGAGCGGGGGACCAUACGAUGGAUCCGUGAAGAUGGCCUGCUGUUUGUGAAGUGGAUGGACACCAGAGAGGUGGUGAUGUGCUCCACAAUCCACAAGUCCUUCAAUGAGGAUUACGUCAUCAGACGUGUGAAGGACAGUGCCGGGGCAUGGACCACCAAAAAUGUCCCCGUUCCAACUGCGGUAAAGGACUUCAACAAGAGCAUGGGAGGUGUGUACGUAUCAGACGCGCUGACAGGCUACUACAAUGUUCUCCAUAAGACAAUGAAAUGGUACAGGACCUUCUUCUAUCAUUUCAUUGACAUUGCUGUGGUGAAUGCAUUCAUCCUACACAAGGAAAUGGCGAAGAGCUGUGGAAAGUCCUACCUCUCACAGAAAGCCUUCAGAGAGCAGCUCAUCAAGGAGCUUGCUGGCUACAGCACCACUGCACCACGUUCUACCUACUCUACCUCUGCCCCUCCUGUCCCUUCUGCUCCUCCUGUCCCUUCUGCUCCUGCCACAAGUGUUCAUCUGCCCAAAUAUAUUUGUGCAGGCAUGGAUGUGCCUAAGGGCCAAAAGGGCUCAGCAUGGAGGCGUUGCUGUGUUGUUUGCAAGAUGAAGUCUCCCAUCACAUGCCCCGCAUGCUCAGUGACCCUCUGCUUUACAUCAGAAAGAGACUGCUAUGGCAUCUGGCAUCAGCAGCAGAAUAUUGUGUAGAGCUUUGGCAAAGUGGGGUUAUAUCCUUCCUGUUUGGCCCAGUCUCAU
Messenger RNA from Oncorhynchus tshawytscha (Chinook salmon), 2608 nucleotides. Its product is annotated as piggyBac transposable element-derived protein 4-like. The coding region runs from base 260 to 2560 and encodes 766 amino acids. Lineage: Eukaryota; Metazoa; Chordata; Actinopteri; Salmoniformes; Salmonidae. The record is from RefSeq and is a predicted model, not a curated record. The transcript has 5 exons.